Molecule: messenger RNA, 1274 nt
Organism: Suillus discolor
Lineage: Eukaryota; Fungi; Basidiomycota; Agaricomycetes; Boletales; Suillaceae
Exons: 2
Coding region: 113-1153 (346 amino acids)
Source: RefSeq, a predicted model, not a curated record
AACUAUAUUCUGGACAGCCUUUCCUCUGGAAGAUACGGGGUACGCGACUACGAGAGGUGAGCACAAUGUCUACAAUAAUCGAUUCGCAAAUCAUGGUUGAGCAGUAAUCGAUAUGCUGACGGAGGACCAUGUUCCUUCGGAGCUUCUCACACACCCUGUUGUAGAAGCCGUAGUCGCUAAGUGUUGGAAGUAUGGAAUGAAAGCUGGAUCCGCACAGGAUCACAGUUUAAGUUUAAUAGGACACUUUGAUGCUCUUUCCACACCCAGAGUUCUACAUUUCAUUGAUGUUUUGGGUCGACUGAUUUUUAUGGGUUCACUUAUUCAUUACUUGCUAUAUCCACCACACUUCCACAUAACCCUGGGACAAAACGAGCAAGGCACUCGAGAGGUUAUUCUUACUUUCAUGUCUGCCGCAUCCCUCGCUCGACGGUGGUCAAUACAUACUCUGCCGGCGAUGCUUGUAUUCCCCGCAUUCGUCAUGACUCUUCCAUCUGUCCCUUUACCUGGAAAUGUCUCAUUCUCCGUGCUUCACAUUGCCCUCCUACUCCAGCUGGUUCUCCUUCACCUCCCUAACUCUCCCAGCUUACCUUCCGCAAUAAAGCCUGAGAGCACCAUACCCCUCUCUACGUUGCUUUCGCACGGAGCGACUCGCAUCGUCAUACCAAUCACCCUCUUUUUCUUUCCGGUCCUAUUACUCACGGCAUUCCUCGUAUCCGCCUCGCUUGUCGACGCUCCCCUGUUGGUGUUAACAAACGCUCUGGAAGUGGCUCCGAUGGAUAGCCGGUUCUCAUUCUUCAUCCUCUUCAUCACUGUCAUUAUGUUAUUAUUGGGUGGACUUGGCGUGGCCUUGGCGAUGUUCCCAACCUUGGCAUCAUCAGCCACCUCAACAAGUAAAUGGGAUCGUUACUCACGAGAAAUCGGGUUGCACGCACGCAGGUCAUUUGUGGAAGCCCUUGUCCAAUAUGAGCCUUAUUACUUUCCGGUUCCAUUCAACUUGCUCCAACUUGUCGUGCGAGUGCCUUGCAUAGUGUUCUCUUGGUGGGGGCAUCCAGUGAUUCCGUACACAGACUCAGUGGAGAGGGUGCUAUGGAGAGUCAGUGUAGGAUUGAUUGGAGCUGUGAUUUCUGGCUUCUGGCUUUGGGGUCUAGCGUGACCCGACCCGAUAAACGUGUCAGGUAUUAUUAGAUCCUGGUAUUAUCGUACUUCCACAGAUACUAGCACUACUUUUUAGUGUAGUCCAUACCAAGUACUUAUAUAUGGGAUAAUUGCUCAAA